This is a messenger RNA of Cylicocyclus nassatus, 1275 nucleotides long. The record is from the annotation of a GenBank genome assembly. Lineage: Eukaryota; Metazoa; Nematoda; Chromadorea; Rhabditida; Strongylidae.
AUGAUGCCAAAUGGUAAUAUUGAUGAAGUGCCCGAGGCACAAGACAAUCAAAAUGGUAGAGAGGCGCUAGAGAUGCCGAAUGGAGAAGGACUGCUUGGAGCAGGAGAUGUUCAAAAUGUGUUCCUGUACGAAGCAUUAGAUGAUCCCUCUACACCGUCCCUGCGACUUCAAAGGCGGCAGUACGUGCGUCAAGAGCAUGUGCGUUUCCUUCGGUCGCGGCUUCGAAUAUUUGAUGAAUACCUGGUUACUCGAAGAGGCGAGGCGUUUCUGGAUUUUAUCAAAUUGCUGCCCAAUGAGUUCGAGAAUCUGUAUCAGAGAAUUGGCAGUCGAUUAGAGCAUUUUACCACGCACGCGGGUCCCAUUAGCGGUCGCCACAGACUAAUGGUAUACCUAAGAUAUGUGACGCAAGGAAUUACAUUCAAAGCCUACGCCUUAGACAUAGGAAUUAGUAUCUCGACAGUAGCAGCUAUUGUUAGGGAGGUGACAGAAGCAAUCAUAAUUGACAUGCAUAGUGAAGCCUUUCCUCGUAUCAAGCGUGGCAAAUUCAUACAAGUUGCCCGAAUAACGCAGGAAAGAUAUGACUACCCGAGAGCUGUAGGCUUCCUAGAUGGGAAACAUAUCCACAUCAAGAAGCCUGCGCGGUCGGGUAGUAUCUUUUAUAAUUACCAACACUACAAUUCUAUCAUCCUCUUGGCUUUGUGCGACUGUGACCACCGCAUCAUUGCCUAUGAUGUGGGAGCUCCAGGCCGCGCUGAUGACGCUGGAGUCCUUCGCGACUCCGCUCUGAAGAGAUUCUUGGACAGACACGACAAUGUAUUCCCGCUUACGACGGAGCUUGGAAACGUGGGACCCGUUCAAUAUCAUAUUCUCGUGAACGGUGGUUUUGGCCAGGGUCAUAGGUUCAUCAGACCUUAUAGAGAAGCGGAGGCUGAUACACCGGAUAAAAGGCGCUUCAACAAGCAAUUGAGCGGUGCACGUCAAAUAAUAGAACAGACUUUUGGCUUGUUGGCUCAGAGGUUCCAAGUCUUGAUGUACCGCAUGAACUUGGAUCCCGUUCAAACUCAGCGACUUGUAAUAUCUCUUAUGAUUCUUCACAACUUACUCCCGCGAAGGCAAGAUUCUCUGGAGGCUGUCCAGAGGUUUGAGCCAGCACCGAACGCCGCCUAUCAUCCCCUUGAAAGAGAAGAACCAGAGGCUGGCACAGAAUCAGCUAAUAGAGCGAGGGAGCGGCUCACGCAGUAUUAUAUCGAUAAGGAUGGGCCUGCAAGAUCUUGA